This is a messenger RNA of Vitis riparia (riverbank grape), 1428 nucleotides long. Its product is annotated as anthocyanidin 3-O-glucosyltransferase 2-like. The coding region runs from base 1 to 1428 and encodes 475 amino acids. NCBI's taxonomy places the organism in Eukaryota, Viridiplantae, Streptophyta, Magnoliopsida, Vitales, Vitaceae. The record is from RefSeq and is a predicted model, not a curated record. Gene Ontology annotation, molecular function: UDP-glycosyltransferase activity. The transcript has a single exon.
AUGAAGAAAGUAGAGUUCGUUUUUAUCCCUCUUCCACUCAUAGGCCACCUGGUACCAACUGUGGAGUUGGCAAAGCUUCUUGUUGAUAGAGAUGACCACUUCUCAAUCACUCUGCUCAUCAUGAAGCUGCCUAUUGGCAAUUCUGUGGUAACCAACUUUCUUCAUUCAGUUUCUGCUUCCGUUUCUGGUUCUAUUCGAUUUGUCCAUCUUCCUGAGCCCGGCUCGGAUUCAUCCAACUCCCAUCCAUCAUCGUCAUCGCGGGGUCCCUUCGUCCAUAAUCUCAUUGAAAACCAGAAGCCUUUCGUGAGGGAUGCAGUCCACCAGCUCGUUCAGUCUGGUGAGUCGGGUCGACUCGGUGGGAUUGUGGUUGAUCUGACUUGCACUUCCAUGAUAGAUGUGGCUAAUGAAUUGGGCGUUCCUUCGUAUGUAUUCUUCACCUGCAGUGCGGCCCUUCUUGCUCUCAUAUUUCAUCUUCAAACCCUGAAGGACCAUCAGGGCGUGGAUGUCACUGAGUUUGGUGACUCGGAUAUUGAGUUGGUGGUCCCAGGUUUUGUCAACUCGGUUCCUGCUCGAGUCUUGCCUGCUGCCGCGGUGGACAAGGAGGGCAGCGGAUCCACCGUGUUCCUUGACCGGCCAAGGAGGUUUAGAGAAACCAAAGGUAUUUUGGUAAACACGUUCAUAGAGUUAGAAUCCCAUGCAAUAAACUCGUUUGGGAAUGGUACAACUCCUCCAGUGUACCCGGUGGGACCCCUCUUGAACUUAAAGCAUGACCAAAAUCGUGAGUUGGAUGUCAUCCACUGGCUUGAUGAUCAACCUCCAUCUUCUGUGGUGUUUUUAUGCUUUGGUAGCCUUGGAGCAUUUAACAAAGGUCAAAUAAUGGAGAUAGCAAAUGGGCUUGAAAAUAGUGGAUUUCGUUUUGUAUGGACCCUUCGUGGACCUCCACCAAAAGAUGAUAUUGCGUCUACUGAUUAUACAGAUUUUGAUGAAGUUCUGCCUAAAGGAUUCUUAAAUCGAACGUUUGGGGUUGGAAAGAUAAUUGGAUGGGCACCACAAACGGAUAUCUUAUCCCACCAUGCCAUAGGAGGGUUUAUAUCUCAUUGUGGAUGGCAUUCUAUAUUAGAGAGCAUAUGGUAUGGUGUACCAAUAGCUACCUGGCCAAUGGAUGCAGAACAACAGCUUAAUGCAUUUCAAAUGGUUAGAGAAUUGGGAAUAGCAAUAGAAAUCAAAUUGGAUAACAAAAAAAUUGUUAGUGAUCUUGUAAAUACUCAAGAAGUGGAGAGUAAAAUAAAAAGUUUGAUGGAUAGUAGUAGUGACGUCAAAAGAAAGGGGAAAGAGAUGAGAGAAAAGUGUGUGCAGGCCCUUGUGAAGGGUGGAUCUUCACACAAUUACUUGGAAUGUCUAAUAGAAGACAUGAUUAGUAACAUGUAA